AGCAUUCCUUUGGGUGAGUACAGAAAUAGAUAUAACUGUAACUGAACACACAACAAAGAAGCGAAGAAUCAGGAAUAGAAUGAUUUAUCCAAAACAACUCUUUUUCAUCUUUCUUGCACUGGGAAUGGUUAUAUUGCUAAACAGCAUUCUCAGCCAAUCUCAGAUUAAAAAAGCACUGGUAUUUUCCCAACAGAUAUCUUUAUUAGAAGAAGCCUGUCAGGCAUUGGCCAAAACGAAAAAAUCUUUCUUUUGGAAUCAUUUACCUAAAACAUAUUCACACAGCAGUAAUUGUAAGGAUUUUAUAUUAAAAAAUAAUUACAUUACACUACCUCUCUCAGAAGAAGAGGCUGCCUUUCCAUUAGCCUAUAUACUGACAGUGCACAAGGAGUUUGAGACAUUCGAGAGACUGUUUAGAGCUAUCUACAUGCCCCAAAAUAUAUACUGCGUCCAUGUUGAUGAAAAGGCAAGUGCUGAUUUCAUGCAGGCUGUGGACAGUUUAGUCCAAUGUUUUCCCAACACAUUUCUUGCUUCAAAAAUGGAACCGGUGGUGUAUGGUGGGAUAUCCAGACUCCAGGCUGAUCUGAAUUGCAUGAAAGAUCUGUUGGCAUCAGACGUGCAGUGGAAAUAUGUUAUCAAUUUGUGUGGGCAAGAUUUCCCGUUAAAGACAAAUAGGGAAAUAAUACAUCAUAUUAAAUCAUUUAAAGGGAAAAAUAUAACUCCCGGGGUAUUACCACCUGCCCAUGCAAUACCAAGGACCAAGUAUGUUCAUCGGGAGGAUAUAGUCAAUUCACGUGUAGUGAGAACAAGGGUUCUAAAGCCUCCCCCUCCUCAUAAUAUCACAAUUUACUUUGGCUCUGCAUAUGUUGCACUCACAAGGGAAUUCACACGGUUUAUUCUAGAAGAUCAGAGAGCUACUAAUCUGUUGCUGUGGUCCAAGGACACCUACAGCCCAGAUGAACAUUACUGGGUAACACUGAACAGAAUUGCAGAUUUUCCAGGUUCUGUGCCAGAUGCAAAAUGGGAAGGUGACCUUAGGGCAAUAAAAUGGAGCGAUGACAAGACUCACGAUGGUUGCCAUGGUCAUUAUGUUAGAGAUGUUUGUGUUUAUGGAACCGGGGACUUGCAGUGGCUACUAAAAUCACCAUCCAUGUUUGGAAAUAAAUUUGAGUUGGCAUCCUACCCUCCUACAGUUGAAUGCCUAGAGCUGAGAUUACGAAAGAGGGCCUUGGAUUAUGCAGAAAUAUCUUUGCAGCCUCACUGGGCUUUUUAACAAAUGUCCAAGGUAUAUUAUAAAUGUCUUCCUGGCCAACACAUUUGCUGCUGCAAUAAAAAUACUGCUAGCAAAUAUUCUACCAGAAACAGGACAAUUGUUGGUACAAAUUCUAUGCAAACAUUUUACUUGUAGAAUAAAUGUGUUUCUCUGUAAUCAGUUGCAUCAACUGUACCAAGUUUCUAUAGAGAAAUUAUUAGGAAUGGCUUUAUAGGUGAUUACAUGUAACUCAGUUGCACACCUCUAUUUCUCCUUGUUCAUCAUCUCUGUUAUCAAUUGGCAUUCACAUACACUCCAUCUUCUCUCCUUCUGCACUUUUCUAUCCUAGAGUUCCCUUUCCAAUUAUCUUUGCCAUUUUCUCUCCACAGCACUGCACUCUUCCCUCAAAUUUCCCUCCCAGCAGUGCAUCCUUUCUUUUACAGGCUGCAGUCAUAACUACUUUGUUAUCUUUCUCUAUCCCCAUUUCCCUGCUGCUUGCACAUCACCUUCCUUGGGGACUGCACUAAGCCUUUGUAUAAUGCCUAAUGAAUGAACCACAUGACUUUAUUUAACCCCUGAGUGGCUUUUCUGUUGAGGGAAACAUGGGUUCUACAUUAAAUGCUGGAGAAUGCAGAAAAUCAGAAGUUGGGUUUCCUCUGAGUACUUUGGUUUUUCUGCCACACUACAAAACAUUGGUUCCUGAUGAAACUUAGCAUAGUACAGGUAUAGGACCCAUUAUCCAGAAUGCUCGGGACCAAGGGUAUUCUG
Messenger RNA from Xenopus tropicalis (tropical clawed frog), 2017 nucleotides. RefSeq names its product glucosaminyl (N-acetyl) transferase 2 (I blood group). Gene Ontology annotation, molecular function: glycosyltransferase activity. The transcript has 3 exons. Gene Ontology annotation, cellular component: Golgi membrane; membrane. NCBI's taxonomy places the organism in Eukaryota, Metazoa, Chordata, Amphibia, Anura, Pipidae. The coding region runs from base 80 to 1270 and encodes 396 amino acids. The record is from RefSeq and is a predicted model, not a curated record.